Messenger RNA from Chelonus insularis, 3472 nucleotides. RefSeq lists its product as uncharacterized. Bases 1875 to 3263 code for a protein of 462 amino acids. NCBI's taxonomy places the organism in Eukaryota, Metazoa, Arthropoda, Insecta, Hymenoptera, Braconidae. The record is from RefSeq and is a predicted model, not a curated record. The transcript is spliced from 3 exons.
UGUUGCGCACGCACUGUUCUUUUUGCUCUAUCUAAUUCAAUAGGUACGACUGAAAUAGAUGAAACAUAGUCCAUUUGCCUUCGCUUCGGCGUCAUACUGACUUUACUUUACCCUCAACAUUCUGUGAGUUUGGUACGAUUUUUUACGUUAACAGAAUAUUAGUAAUUCCUUAUUCAAUUAUUUCAACAUUCUUUCUUAACAAUUAUAAAUUGUGUUUGUGCGUAUUGUACUUUGUUAGUGUACGUGAACAUUGCAGAUAUUACAAACAUCAGAGCUUCUGGAAUUUUUUUGGAGCGUCACCACGUGUUCAGCGCAACGAAUAUAUUGCAUUGAGUGUAAGAUUUUUGAAAUAUAAUGGAUUCUUCACUUUUGUGCUCCAUUUGUUUGCAAGAACUAGCUGCCGACUCGACUACUGUGGUUUAUGAAAAAGGACUACAAACGUUGAUUAAAAGAAGCCAAGAAAAAGGUGACGAUAAAUGGAAGCAAUGGAUUGGUAAACAAAAUUAUACUUUUCAUAUUAACUGUCGGAAACGAUACGCUGUAUCGUUAAGAGAACCUAACACAAUGUCGUUGCGACAAUCUUCUGAAAUAGUUUCUAAUCUGCAAUCAGCAGCAGACGUAAUACCCUCUUCUCCCUCCGCCUCUGGAUCAUCUACAUCAUUCUCUGAAUUUCAAAAUGAUUUUCAAUUCGACAAGCUAUGCUUCAUAUGUGGUAAUGUAUGGGAUAAAAGGAAACCAGGAUCGAUCGUCAGCGAAAAUAGAAUGAAAGAUCGUUUCAUUGCUGCUGCUAGAGAACAUGAUGAUUCUUUUGGAGCUCCUAUUAUCGCACGUCUACAAAGCAUCGAAUCUAUUGUUGCAGCGAAGGCACGAUAUCAUACAACAUGUAAUAUAAAAUUAAUAUUACCACUCUACAAAAAACCCUCAUCUACCAAUAGUAAAGAAACAGAUGUUACCUUUCAAAGAAUAUAUGAACAUAUCGAAUCUAGUGGUGAAUUUAAAUUUCGUUACUCGACUUUAAAAGCACUAAUGGACGAUGAUGAUAAUUAUGAAAUUUCCACUCGAACUUUAUUUCGACAUUUAAAAAAAAAAUAUGGAGAUGACAUUUUUAUAUUUCAACAUAAAGGCAAAGAACCAAUAAUCUAUUACAAAUAUCAUAAUAUGGCACAAAUUUGUAGCGAUUGGUAUGGUGGUAGUGAGUCUGUCAGUGAAUCCGCCAAACGAACUAUACUUCAAGUAUGUGCCGAGAUUUUACAAGAUGAAAUUAAGAAAUUUCGAUACAACACAACAACUUAUCCUACACCUCAGGCAUUUCUCGAUACUGUUACAUCAGACAUACCUCCACUUCUUAAUAGUUUUUUACACAGAUUAAUAAUAACAGAUGGAAAGGAGCAGUCUCAUGAAUCUUCACUUUACAUCAAAAUUGAAAAUCUUGCCCACUCUAUUAUAUCAGCACUUCGCCCAAAAUCAUUUAUCUCAUGUCUUCAAUUAUCUAUAGAAACGUACAUUUAUCGUAAGACGGGAUCAAAAUUAGCUAUAAAUUUAUUAAACAGAUUAGGAAUAUGUUCGUCGUACCAUAAUAUUCAACUCCACGAAGCUUCAACGAUUAUUCAUCCACAAACAACUAAAAUCGAAAAUGCAUUUGUCCAAUAUGUUUUUGAUAAUACUGACCACAAUGCCAGUACUUCAGAUGGUCGUGAAACCUUUCACUGUUUAGGUGGCAUUGCUGCGUAUACUCCAGCUGAUCAUAUUUCAUAUGAAGGAAGUACAAUUAAAGAAUUACCAAGCUUUUGACCAACAACACCGAUUUAAUACGUACAGCAUUGGAGUAUGAAUUAUCUCCAUUUCCGUUAUCAUUAUUCGAUGAAAAUGGAUAUAUGAGGAAAGGAACGAAAUCAGAUUUAUAUGAUGUUUUUGAAACAAUAAACGCUAGUAGUAAAAUUUUGAAAGAAUCCGUUUGUGUCAUCGAUGGAGGAUGGCUAUUACACCAAGUACAAUGGCCGCAUAGUAAAACAUUCCGAGAUAUUUGUGAUCUUUAUGUUUCAUAUAUUCAUCGACAUUUCCCGGAAGCAUACAUAGUUUUUGAUGGAUACAGUAAUGAAAAUGUUGCUGUAAAAACAUAUGAACGAUUUCGUCGUAAUGAAAAAAAUUUUGCUCCAGAUGUUAAUAUCAAUAUGGAUUUGAUGGUAUUAUUAACACGUGAAAAGUUUUUAGCAAAUAUUGCUAAUAAACAUAAAUUCAUAAAUUUACUAACAGAAUCCUUGAGGCAAUCAAACAUUCAUGUUGAAGUGGCAAAUGGAGAUGCUGACACAUUGAUUGUAACUACUGCAAUCGAAUUGAAGAAUCGUGUAUCAAAAUCGGUAGUAGUUGUAGGUAAUGAUGUCGAUCUCAUUGUUUUAUUAGUCGGUCUGACUUCACCUGGCACAAUCAUAUAUUUCUAUAAAAUGGGAUCAGGUAAAACUGAGAGCAGAGUUUAUGACACACAUUCCAAUCAGCUAUUCAAAGAUUUCAUUCUAUUCGUCCAUGCAUUUUCUGGCUGUGAUUCAACAAGUGCCCUAUUUAAUAAAGGCAAAAAGAGAUUAGUAAAGCUGUUUCUCGAAGAUGCACAAUUAACAGAUAUGAUAAAACCUUUUUACAGUAGUAACAGUGAAAAACGAAUUUUGUAUGAAGUUGCAGAAAAAAUAAUUUUCCAGCUUUAUCUUAGUAAUAAUACAAAAGAGCAACCUACAACAAUUGCUGAACUAAGAUACUACUUAUUUAAUCAAACGAUAUUCCAUAAUAAUAAAGAAUCGUCAUUAGCUACUUUACCUCCAACUCAAGCAGCACUUCUAGAGCAUACAAAAAGAGUCUAUUUACAAGUACAAGAAUGGCUUGGAAAAAACAUGGACGCUGAAGAAUGGGGAUGGAAGAGAAUAUUCCAAAUCAUCAUGUAUCCAGUGAUGACAACAGCACCGCCCGCACCAGAUGUACUACUUGAACAGGUUCGUUGUUCAUGCACGGACUGUUCGAGUAGCCGUUGCACGUGUAAAAAGAGUGGUAUUCGCUGUACUCAGCUUUGUAAGAACUGUGAAGGGAAUGCUUGCGAAAACAAGGCGAUACAACCGGCAGAACAAACUGCAGAAAUUUGUGAAGAAGAAGAAAAUAAUGAUGAACUUGAGGCAGAAGAAUAUUUGGAGGAAGAGUCGGAAACGGAGGAGCAAAUCGAAGAAGAGUUAGAUCACACUAACACUGCUGAACCGAUGGAAAUCGAUUUCGACAAUUAUUAAUUUAUUAUUAAAUAAAAAUACAAAUCUAAGCUCACUUUUAAUUCGUUGUAUUUAUUUAUAUCCACAACAACUGUCCACAAACAAAUAUUUAGUAAAAUGAUCAUGGAAGGUGUGCAAAUUUUCAGUUGUAUUAAAAUAACUUUAUUGAUGAUAAUAUUUUGUAAUUCUGCAAGAAGAAGAUAUUUCUCUUACAUUUUUUUUUUUUAAAU